Cooperia oncophora is the source of this 354-nucleotide messenger RNA. NCBI's taxonomy places the organism in Eukaryota, Metazoa, Nematoda, Chromadorea, Rhabditida, Trichostrongylidae. The record is from the annotation of a GenBank genome assembly.
AUGUGCAGUGAGGGCUUCAACAAUUUUGGAUACGAGUGCAAGUUGGCGACUACAUGUUAUUACAUCGGAGAUGCUUAUUUUCUCUUGGGAGAUUGCAAACAAGCCCUUCAGUACCUCUUGAGGGCUAAGGAAAUUGGAGAGCAGUUUGAUGACAAUCAUCUGAAGCAACUGAUCUACUCAAAAUUAAGUAGUACCUAUGUACUUUUGUCCGAAGGUCAACUUGCUAACAAAUUUAGCAGAGAAGCCGUCAAAACCAGGAUUCGCAUCAAAGAGGAGAAGACUUGCACGUGCAGUAAGGAAGUUUCUGUCACAUCCCAUGAGCAGCUUCAUGAACUGUGGAGUACGUGCCUAUAA